Messenger RNA from Musa acuminata AAA Group (dessert banana), 1245 nucleotides. Its product is annotated as prohibitin-1, mitochondrial. Bases 156 to 1028 code for a protein of 290 amino acids. The transcript is spliced from 5 exons. The record is from RefSeq and is a predicted model, not a curated record. NCBI's taxonomy places the organism in Eukaryota, Viridiplantae, Streptophyta, Magnoliopsida, Zingiberales, Musaceae. Gene Ontology annotation, biological process: mitochondrion organization. Gene Ontology annotation, cellular component: membrane; mitochondrion.
GGUGUCCUCCGUUCUACCCAAACCCGCCCAAAACCCUAGCAGCUGCCCGACCCGAUCGCCGCCGAAUCUGUGUGUGUUCUUUACUAGGGUUUAAGGGAUUUUGAGGGAGAAGAGGAGUGCAGUGAGAAAGGUUCGGGUAGUCCGGGGCGGUAGCGAUGAACUUCAAGAACGUGAAGGGACCGAGUGUGCCUUCGGCGGUGGGGACGCUCGUGAAGGUCGCGCUCAUCGGAGGGACCGCAGUCUACGCUGCUCUUAACAGCCUUUACAACGUGGAUGGCGGUCAUCGCGCUAUCGUCUUCAAUCGCAUCGUGGGCAUCAAGGACAAGGUCUAUCCUGAGGGAACUCAUUUGAUGAUUCCCUGGUUUGAAUGGCCUGUCAUUUAUGAUGUUCGUGCCCGCCCACAUCUUGUGGAGAGUACUUCUGGGAGCCGUGAUCUUCAAAUGGUUAAUAUUGGGCUUAGGGUUCUUACUAGACCUGUCCCAGAUCAGCUACCUACAAUCUACCGAACUCUUGGGGGAAACUACAAUGAAAGGGUCCUUCCAUCCAUUAUUCAUGAAACCUUGAAGGCUGUGGUUGCACAAUACAAUGCUAGCCAACUGAUCACACAAAGAGAGGCUGUAAGUAGGGAAAUUCGAAAGAUAUUGACAGAAAGGGCCAGAAACUUCAAUAUUGUUCUGGAUGAUGUGUCCAUAACGACCCUGAGCUUUGGGAAGGAGUUUACUAAUGCAAUCGAAUCUAAACAGGUGGCUGCACAAGAAGCUGAACGUGCUAAGUUCAUUGUUGACAAGGCAGAGCAAGAUAAGAAAAGUGCUAUUAUCAGAGCGCAGGGUGAGGCAACGAGUGCCCAGCUUAUAGGUCAAGCUAUUGCAAACAACCCUGCGUUCCUUGCUUUACGACAGAUCGAGUCUGCAAGGGAGAUAGCUCACACAAUCGCAAAUUCGUCAAACCGUGUUUUCCUGCAGUCUGAUGAUUUAUUGCUUAACCUUCAUGAACUCAACUUCGAUGGCGAAGCCACGCUGAAGAAGUGAGAAGCCUGAUUUGUCUGUUUUCUUUAUGCUUUAUGUUUGUACUGAGAAAGUCCAACACCCUAUCUAUUUUCAGAAAACCAGAAUUUUCAUGUAGAAAUUGUAAAUCUACCGUCAAGGAAUUUGCAUGGUAGUGCAUUUAUGUUUUUUUUUUUGUUGCGGCAUUUAACAUGGAUCUAUGAUAAUCCUUGAGCUACUUAAUUUUUCUAUGGAGUUCUAA